UCCAGCUCUCUUUAGCCUUUAUAUACAUUGGCUUCUGCCUUGGCAGAAUUUGUGUAAACAUCUCUUAGAACAGAACUGUCUUAGCUGAUUUUAGCCUAUACAUAUAUAACAACAAUGUCAGGAAAUGGGAUCAAUCUCCUUGGGUUUCAGACUUAUGUUAUUAAAGUACGUAUGCACUGCCAAGGGUGCCAACAGAAAGUGAAGAAACUUCUCCGGACAAUUGAAGGCAUUUUCACCUUUUCCAUUCUGUUCUUAGCUCUUUUAUUGUAGCUUUUCAGUAACCUUUGCAAAUAAUUUCUUUGGAGUUUCUUGGUAAAUAAGAACAUAAUACAUGUUUUUUUUUUUUGCUGUUUUUCUUCGACUUCGUGUUCAGGUGUUUACUCAGUUAAUAUAGAUGCAGAAAACCACAUGGUGAUGGUUUCAGGCAGGGUAGACUCUGCUACUUUGAUCAGGAAGUUGGUAAGAUCUGGAAAACAUGCAGAGCUUUGGCUUCCAAAGUCUUAUCAGAAACUUAACCAAGGAAAAUCGAACAUGGGAAGAGAUGAGAAGGGCAUCAUCGAUGGCCACAAUGGCUUCGAAUUCGAAACUAGAAAAAUGUAUCCCUCUUUCCUAGGCAACGAUUUACAGGAUAAUUGGCAUCUUGACAACUAUCUUAACCCGAAUAUUGAAAUAAAAGGUGGGAUUGAUCACAGUCAGAUGGCAGUAGCCAAGGUGGAAGAUACUUACAUGAGAAACGGACUUGCCAUGGAAAAUCAAAUGAAUAGAUCCAUAAUGGCUCCUGCACUGUUUAGUGGCAAUGAAAACCAUGACUUCCGUGGUUUUCAAGAGCUCUCUGCAAGGCCAGUUUAUGGAUAUGAACAGCUCCCAUCCAUGGCGACAAACAGCAUUCAGACUCAUUACUACUUUAACCAUUCAUCUCCACAGACUAUGGAUGUGGACAACAGUAUGAUGGCCAAUCCCAACUACAUGCCUCAACCCCAAAUGAUGAAUUAUAGAUCUUCCUUUAUCCCCCACUAUGAUGAUUUUGGCCUCGGUUCGUCACCAUUCUCUUACUAUUGAACAGGCAAGAAUAGUUUUGUCGAAAAGAAAGAAGACAUGCAGUCUUCCACUAGAACUUGCUUAGCGUAAGUCAAAAUGUCGUUCUCAAUUCUGCUCACUGUUAAUUAGUUUUCUAUAAAUUUUCCUUAUUUUCCUUCUGGGAAA
Mangifera indica (mango) is the source of this 1203-nucleotide messenger RNA. Its product is annotated as heavy metal-associated isoprenylated plant protein 37-like. The transcript has 2 exons. NCBI's taxonomy places the organism in Eukaryota, Viridiplantae, Streptophyta, Magnoliopsida, Sapindales, Anacardiaceae. The record is from RefSeq and is a predicted model, not a curated record. Bases 409 to 1059 code for a protein of 216 amino acids.